GAAUGUUAUAUUAUAAUGUCGAGAAUCACUGGCUGCGAAAUUUUUAAUCAGAACGAUGACAAAUAUAUGCUGUACGCAGAGUGGUAUGAUUCGUAUUUUAAAAUAAUAUUGAUGGAAACGGCAGGAAAACCAUUGAUUGGUGAGAUGAGUACCGAUGAUGUGAAUGAUUUUUCUCGCGAAUUGUCUAAAUCAUCUGACGAGUAUUUCGAAGAGACGAAAAGAAUAUUUUGUGGCAAGGAUAAAACAAUAAAUUUCCUUGUCACAGAAGAAACUUUUCAAUGGAGGAACAAAUUGUGGACUCUCGGGAAAAUCAAAUUAAGUUCUCCAUCGGAUACUCGCUUUAUAUAUCAAAGCUUCCAACAGUUAUUAAAAAUAUACCAACCUAUGCAAGAUAAGAUGAACACAAUGGGAGAAGAAAAUAAAAUUUUAAUAGAUACAAACAAAGAAUUAAGUUCAAAAGUGAAUCAAAUGAUUAAAAUGAAAACUGCUAUGGAAAGAGAUCUUUAUAAGAAGUUUGUACUCGUCUUAAAUUCAAAGAAAAAGAAGCUCAGGGAAUUAGAAAGGAAAGUAGGAAGCACGAAUGAGGAAUCAGUUUAUAAUGCAUCUACAGAUGAAGGCGAGUCAGAAGAAGAAAAAGACAUUGUGGAAAAAAAAUCCACGCGAUGUACCAUAGCCACUAAGAGAAAAUCAACAAAUAAGAAUGUUAAAGAUACACAAGAAAGUAAAAAGAAGAUUAUCUCCUAUGAGAUAAAUCCUAAACCUUCUACAAGUAAAGAAGGUACAACGACGACAAAAUUAAUUAAUUACGAAGAACAGAGUUGUAGCUCUGAACACAGAAAAUCAACAAGCAGUUUAAACUUUUUCGAAGAAGUACCUGAGGAAGAUUUAUUUUCUUAAUCAUUUAUAUUUGUUGUCUUUUUAUACUUAAUUUUAAAAAGAUAAUUUUGUGCAAUGAAAAAUAUGGAAGCGAUUUAUUUAUUCCAGUGAAAAUUCUUAUUGGUGAUUAUGUUUAUCUGUGUGACAGGUAACAUAAUUUUGUCUAAUUUAUUUAAUAAUCGAUAUCAAUGAAAUUGUGUAAUAUAAAUGAUUAUUACAAAAGUGUAUUGUACAUACAUAAAUGUUCAACAACUCUCUUGUAUUCGUAGAUUUUAAUAAAAUUACAAAAGGUCGUGUA
Molecule: messenger RNA, 1174 nt
Organism: Ceratina calcarata
Lineage: Eukaryota; Metazoa; Arthropoda; Insecta; Hymenoptera; Apidae
Product: DNA repair protein XRCC4
Exons: 2
Coding region: 16-897 (293 amino acids)
Biological process (GO): positive regulation of ligase activity; DNA recombination; double-strand break repair via nonhomologous end joining
Cellular component (GO): nucleus; DNA-dependent protein kinase-DNA ligase 4 complex; DNA ligase IV complex
Molecular function (GO): DNA binding
Source: RefSeq, a predicted model, not a curated record